Messenger RNA from Saccostrea cuccullata (small rock oyster), 1887 nucleotides. RefSeq lists its product as uncharacterized. The transcript has a single exon. NCBI's taxonomy places the organism in Eukaryota, Metazoa, Mollusca, Bivalvia, Ostreida, Ostreidae. The record is from RefSeq and is a predicted model, not a curated record. Bases 1 to 1887 code for a protein of 628 amino acids.
AUGUUCGAGGGACUUUGUGAUGAAAUUGGUACCUCACAACUAGUGGCUAUGAGGAGAGAUUUGGCGGACAUCUGUGAAAUGGUGGAAAACCAUGUAAGAACAAUUGAUGAGAACAGUGAAAUGAUGAGUGGAAGUAAGAGAGAAGGAUUCAGACUGAAAGGAUCAGAUAUAGAUACGAUGUUCUGGCCAAAUAAUCACCGUGUGCUCUGGGACUUAUCUCAGUCUCAGUAUUACAACACACAUAGAAAAACAGUUACACUGAUCCUCUGUGACUGUUCUGAUAGUCCACCAGGAUUCAUUUUGUUAUAUCUUCUGUCACCAAGCAUGGACAGACAUGUCCAGGAAGCUUGUGUUAGAAUGAAGAACAGGAAUUAUAUAUCUAGCUCUAAAUAUACACAGAUCAAGUGUUCUGAAUCACCAUUUAAUGACAAUCCACAUGGACCCUGCGUUAGCGGGAUUGAUGGAGAAAUAGAAUAUGAUAAUGCCUACUGUUUUGUCAGUGAUUUUUGGCCUCCAUCUGCCUCCGCAUGGAUAGACAGAUGUCAGUCAUGGCCCCGACCUCAUGUUGUGGAUGAUAUAGUAAAGAACGGAUGUCACUUGGUAGCAAUCGGUCAUAAGCUAGGCAUAUACGAAGAUCAUGAAUGGAGAAUUUCUUUCUCUCUGGCAGAAAAUAAACUUGUGUGCACAAUGAACCACUGUCAAUUCUUAACUUAUGGCUUGCUUAAAUUGUUCUUAACUGAAAUAAUUAACCGUGGGUUAGAUGAUGAUGAUAAAUUACUGUGUUCCUAUCACAUGAAGACAGCCGUUUUCUGGGUAAUUCAACAAAGUACAAUACUUCACUGGUGUCCACAAAAUCUCCUGGGGUGUUUCUGGGUCUGUUUUAAACUUAUCCUUAAAUGGGUGUAUGAGGGAGUCUGUCCUAAUUUUUUCAUUCCGGCGAACAACAUGUUUCUGAGUAAAAUUUAUGGUGAAGCACAACAUCAGCUAUUUAUUAGACUGUAUGGGUUGUAUGAGAAAGGUUUUGUUUCCUUGCUAGACAUUACCUCCAUCAGUUCUUACAUUAUUGAUGCCAUCCAUAACCCCAGACUCUCCAUCUGUACAGAUGAACACGCUCUGAUUCCCGAGAUUAAUUUUGAUAUCGAACUCUUUUAUGAAAUGCGUACCUAUGGAUCAUCACUCGAAUUAAACGAUUGUAUCAAAUAUCUACUGACAUUAGAACAUAUGAUAAGUUUACCUCUUUUGACACAGUAUCAAGUCGUUAUGCUACGACGACUUGCAGCUUCUUUCUUACAGCAAACUGCUUUUAUAUUAAACACGGAGGCUUAUUUUCAUGAAAACAAACUGAGGUAUAUAUCUGACAAAAUCUCCCGUCACAUGCUAAACUUAGCAGCCAGAUUCGGUUGUAUUACUGACUUGAUGUACAUAGCCAUGUAUUAUUACAAGACACAUAGAUACAUGGAAGCUUUAUCUAUUAUAGAAAUGACCAAGGUCAAGUUAUCACAGCCAUGUUUGAUGAACAGGCCAAAUGUAGAUGCAGAGAAGUAUAUUGAAGCUGUAGGGGGACAAACCUGGUCUACAAAGAUGAGACAGGCCUUGGCAUGCUAUAUCAAACUUGAGAAUAGAAUCAAUUACAUCAGUGAAUUAGUGCCGGAACAGCAGUCCUCUUUACAUAACAAUGGGACUUCAUUAUAUGUGCCACCCUUUAUAAUGAUGAACAUGCUAGAGGUCUUGUGCUAUACAUAUGUAGACACAGACAAAGCACAAAGAGCUCUAGAUGAUUUACAGACCCUAGUUCACUAUGACGAGGGACAGCUUAUACCUUUAGAUUACAUGGACAUAACGUGGACCAUUCUGGAAAUCUGUCAACAGGUGACAAGAAACCUCUAG